UACUAUAUAAGGUUUUGGACAACCUUUGAGUUCGAUCACACGAAGAUUAAAGCAAUAAAAUAGAAGCUUAAAGCCAUCAUAAAGAAGAUGGCCAGCAACAGGGGCGACCAUUUUUGCCCAAGCUUUAUCUUUCUGUUAUUACAGUUACUACUCCUACAGUUUUAUUCCGGCAAAGGUGAUCUCCAAUUGAACUACUAUGCUGAAAGUUGCCCAAAUGCUGAAGAGAUCAUCAAACAACAAGUCAUCAAGCUGUACGACAAACAUGGAAAUACAGCUGUUUCUUGGGUUAGAAAUCUCUUCCAUGACUGCAUGGUUAAGUCAUGCGAUGCAUCGCUGCUGCUAGAGACAAGGAAUGGAGUUGAAUCAGAACAAAAAUCGGAGAGGAGUUUUGGGAUGAGAAAUUUCAAGUACGUUAAGACAAUCAAAGAAGCUCUUGAGAAUGAAUGUCCAAUGACAGUUUCCUGUGCUGAUAUCGUGUCUCUUUCGGCAAGAGAUGGCAUUGUCUUGCUUGGAGGUCCACGCAUAGAAAUGAAAACCGGUCGUAAAGAUAGCAAGGAAGGUUACCUGUCAGAGGUAGAAAAUUCCAUCCCCAACCACAAUGAUACGAUGGAACUUGUGCUUUCUCGCUUUCAAUCCAUUGGCAUUGGCACCGAAGGAACGGUAGCUUUAUUAGGAGCUCACUCCGUAGGCCGAGUUCACUGUGUAAAUUUAGUACACCGACUUUACCCGACGGUUGAUCCGACAUUGGACCCUGACUAUGCCGAGUACCUUAAACGAAGGUGCCCAACCCCCGACCCCGAUCCUAAGAAAGUGUUGUACGCAAGAAAUGACCGUGAAACGCCAAUGGUUCUCGACAAUAUGUACUACAAGCACUUGUUGCAGCACAAGGGAUUGCUCUUGGUAGAUCAGCAACUGACUUCUGAUCCAACUACCUCCCCUUUAGUGGACAAAAUGGCUGCUGAUAAUGGAUAUUUCCAUGACCAAUUUGCACGAGCAGUGCUGUUGUUAUCAGAGAAUAAUCAGCUUACAGCAGAUCAAGGAGAGAUUAGAAAGGAUUGCCGCUAUGUAAACAGUGAUUAAUACUACAGUGUUCAAAUAAACUGGGAAUUUAAAUUUUCAAUGGAAUGCUUGAAAAGAAAGUAAAAGUUCUUUUGCACGCUUUGCAAAGUUAAUAUUUGUAAUUCAAUGAACUUUUUGCUAAUUGUAAUUAAGUACGGGCCUAGGCAUAGCCCUCUUAUUACUUUAUUAGGCCUUUGUUUUAUAGUAGCCCUGGCCUACAUGUUUCCACAUUCAAGCCCAAGAUAGGGGUCAAUGGUUAGGAAUUAUGUAGUUGUUUAGGCAUGAUGGAAACUACCCAAAUGGCCUAAUCUCAAUCCAAGUUUUAAUUAGGGAGCAACU
Messenger RNA from Durio zibethinus, 1398 nucleotides. Its product is annotated as Peroxidase superfamily protein. Gene Ontology annotation, biological process: response to oxidative stress; hydrogen peroxide catabolic process. The record is from RefSeq and is a predicted model, not a curated record. Lineage: Eukaryota; Viridiplantae; Streptophyta; Magnoliopsida; Malvales; Malvaceae. Gene Ontology annotation, molecular function: peroxidase activity; heme binding.